Messenger RNA from Gossypium arboreum, 466 nucleotides. Its product is annotated as dynein light chain 1, cytoplasmic-like. Gene Ontology annotation, cellular component: dynein complex. NCBI's taxonomy places the organism in Eukaryota, Viridiplantae, Streptophyta, Magnoliopsida, Malvales, Malvaceae. The coding region runs from base 71 to 373 and encodes 100 amino acids. Gene Ontology annotation, biological process: microtubule-based process. Gene Ontology annotation, molecular function: dynein intermediate chain binding; dynein light intermediate chain binding. The record is from RefSeq and is a predicted model, not a curated record. The transcript is spliced from 2 exons.
CUACUUUUGCUUUCAUUUUAUCACCUCAAAUCUUUGUUGAACUCCUUUCAUAUUAUCUAUUAUAUCAGCCAUGCUUGAAGGCAAGGCAGUCAUUGGUGACACUGAUAUGCUUCAAACCAUGCAACAAGAUGCCCUCCAUCUUGCCGCUAAAGCCCUCGAUUUCUUCGACGUCACCGAAGCUACCGACAUUGCGCGGUUCGUAAAGAAGGAAUUUGACAAAACAUAUGGAGAAGGGUGGCAAUGCAUAGUUGGAACAGAUUUUGGUUCAUUUGUGACACACAGAUCUGGCUGUUUCAUUUAUUUUUGCAUUGGCAACCUUGCUUUCUUGCUGUUUAAGGACCAGUUCAAUGCUUUAGAAACAGUCAAAGCAUAACAUAAUUUGUUUUGGUUCAGCACAAGAAUAUUUGUCAUUAGAAUUAAAGAGAAAAAAAAAGGGCAAAUAAUGAUGAGUUUUCAACUUUAGCAA